AUGCCGGGAGUUCCAUCAAACAAGGCAUGUGAGCGAUGUAAAAAGCGCCAUCUGAAGUGUGAUGAGACACGCCCCAGCUGCCAGCGUUGCACCAAUGCUGGAGUUGAAUGCCCGGGAUAUGUACAAACUCGCAAGUUUAUCGAUCAGGGUGCCUCUGUUCGGCGUCGAUAUGCGCCAUAUCAACAGGAUAACCCCCGACGGGAUCCUUCACAUAGUCCCAAUAAAGUGACGCGAGAAAGUCCGUCAAAUAUUGGAGGAGCUGCAAUCACAAGCAAUGCUGUUGAUGAUCCAAUACACACGCGUGUAGCUGCAACAGCUGUAUUUGAUCAGCCAGCCGACGCUAGUCAAGUCUUUUUCGGUUCACCUAUAGCCGAAUCAAGACGUCAAAAUCAAUUACAAGUGGAAAAUCAGCAUACCCCGAACGCCAGCACUCGUGCUGCUGCAGCGGGUGAACAGAUGACUUAUCAUGAAGAGCAUGCAACAGCUGAUGAUCAAUCACCAGCUCAUGACAGCCAAUCCGUCCAAAGUGAUAAAGAGGAUUUCCAUGAGGUGGUAUCAGAGUUAAUGACAGACUCUGAGCACGAAAUAUCCUUUCUUAUACGCCAUUACUCCCAACAUAUCGCUCCAUGGCUGGACCUCUCCGAUAGUAGAAGGUUCUUUACAACAUACGUUCCCAUACGAGCGAUAGAUUAUCCUUACGUGAGGUACUCGAUCGGCGCCUUAGCAGCAAUACAUCUGGGCCAGAUGAAGGGCGCGACAUGUCCGGAAAACGUUGGCAUGUUUACUAGCCCAGCAGCCAUGGAGACGUACCCCAACGCGCCAGAAGUGGACUGGUAUCUCAAGGCAGCAAACUACUACUAUAUGUCGAUCGCGCGCAUGAACUCAAGCAUGCCAGAAUCCUUUGCGACUCUCUCCAGUUCCGCUGUUCUGGAAGGCCCCGUCGAAAUCGUGAAAACCUGGCUGCACCGCCAUGCAGAGACUACUCCUGCCUCCGCAAGAGACGACACAUUUUGGAGGAAAACAGAGGCCUUGCUAGCCACAGCAACCAUGCUCACCAUGUAUAAACUCAUAAGCAAACCCGGAGAGGAAUGGAAUCUAUACCUCACCGGGGUCAGCUCCCUAUUCGAAUCCCUCCUCCACCUCAAAAACAACUCCUCCGACCCCAUAAAAUUUACCCACGGCAUCAAUGCCUCAUUCUGGAACUUCGCUCGACAAGACUACCUAGCCUCCUACUUUAACCGCCUCCCCACCUACCUCGACCCAACCAACCUCCCGCUCUGGCGCGCAGCCGGCCUCACCUUCACCGAAGCCGGCGAAAUUGACCCCUCAAGCAGCACCUCCUUCCCCACCCCGGAAGACUUCGCCUCCAACAGCCUCACCUACCUCCUAUCCAAGUUGACCAACUUCCUCGCCCACCUCCGAACCUCCCAACUAGACCAACUCAUCACCCAACCAUCACCACCUCCAACCAGAACAACCCCAGCCACACCCCCCACCUCCACCUCCACCUCUACAACCUGGCUCAACCUCUCCGUCUCCUUCCAAUCCUGGGUCGACCGUAUGCCCGAAACAUUCCGCCCAUGUCUGCGACUGCACACUCCCCGCCCAGAAGUCUACUACUCCCUCCCAUCCUGCGCAGCAACCAUGCAACAAUACCACUUCGGCCGGCUAGCACUAUGUCUCAAUCGGCCCGCGGACGUGAUAACAAGUCCCACGACCGCGUUCGACCGACUCCAGGGGUACAGGGAGGUCACAAAGGAGGUGGAUUACAGAUGUAAGGAGAUUGUGGGGAUAGCGGCGGCGAGGCCCCAGAGCUGCGCGCGGAUUUAUAUGCCGGCUUUGCUGUUCGCUGCGGGACAGUGUUUAGAGAAGCAGGAGGAACGGCAGGUUGUUGAGGAAUUGUUGUGUGGGAUUGGGGCUGAUUUGGGAUGGGAGACGGAUUCAGAGAUUCAGAGGUUGAAGGGGUUGUGGGAGGAGAGGUAG
This is a messenger RNA of Aspergillus luchuensis, 1983 nucleotides long. Its product is annotated as Zn(II)2Cys6 transcription factor. The transcript has 5 exons. Lineage: Eukaryota; Fungi; Ascomycota; Eurotiomycetes; Eurotiales; Aspergillaceae. Gene Ontology annotation, molecular function: transcription cis-regulatory region binding; DNA-binding transcription factor activity, RNA polymerase II-specific; zinc ion binding. The record is from RefSeq and is a predicted model, not a curated record. Gene Ontology annotation, cellular component: nucleus. The coding region runs from base 1 to 1983 and encodes 660 amino acids. Gene Ontology annotation, biological process: positive regulation of transcription by RNA polymerase II.